UUUUUCCUUUUUCUUUCCGCGCUGCUCAUUUCUUCGUCUCGGCGUCUCCUCGCGCUCUCUCUCUCUUUCUCCUCUGUUUGGAAUGGAUGCGUAGGGAGGAGGGAGGGAGGAGGGAGAGGGAGCUAGGGUUUUGCGCCUCCUCCUCCUGCAUAUCGUCCUCCGGCUCCGAACCCUCCGGUGUGCGGCGGAUUAGGCUCCAAUGGGAAAGUCUCCGGCGAAAUGGAUCAAAUCCGUGCUCUUCGGGAAGAAGUCGUCGUCGCGGUCCGGCUCCACCAAGGCAAAGGAUUUAUCAAAGGGUGCGAGUAACAAAGGGUAUGCCGCUGUUGGGAAGGAGCCUGCAUUUUCUGAGAGCUCUCCGGUGAUUUCGGAGCCAGUGCUUGUUAACGCCCACAACAAUGAGACCGUGCCAGAGGUGACAAGGGGUGAUAAUUCCAGCUCCCAAGGUGAAGUGGCGGUGCGUGAUGUCAACCAAGACUUGGAAAAGCAGGACACUGUCGGGUCUGAUGCGUCCAAUGACCCUGAGAGGUUGAGGGAAGAGCAAGCGGCCGUGAAGGCACAAGCUGCCUUCCGAGGUUACCUGGCACGCCGAGCUUUCCGUGCAUUGAAAGGGAUUAUAAGACUUCAGGCUUUGAUUCGGGGGCAUCUUGUAAGAAGGCAAGCUGUUUCAACUCUCCGUGCAACAUGGUUGAUUGUGAAGUUUCAAGCCCUGGUCCGUGGAAGAAAUGUUAGACUUUCUCGAGCUGCCAUUCAAACCAGUUUGAAACUUGCUCAACAGAACUUUGGGGGUGCUAAACCGGAUGCAUGGAAGGAGCAAUUAUCUUCAAAUGCAUUUGCUCAUAAGCUACUAUCCUCACCAAUUGUGGUUGAGGCACUUCAUUUUCAAUAUGAUGACAUGGAUUCUAAUUCAGCCUUCAACUGGUUGGAGAGAUGGACCAUAAGUCGUGUUUGGAAGCCCAUUUCCCAACCAAAGAGAGUUGGUUCUGAUGCUAAGCCACACACAAGGAAGGCCAGUUAUGCUAUGGAAACGGAGUCAGCAAAAUUGAAGCGCAAUGCUCGGAAGAGCUCUGCGAUGCCGUUUGAGCCUUCUGAAACAAACACAGCCACAGAAACUGAAAAGACAAAAAGGAAGAAUCCAAGGAAGUUCACUAGCUCUGCUGCCGAUCCAGUGCCUGAUGGCCAGUUAACUGAACUUGAGAAGGUUAAACGUAGCCUUAGGAAGGUCACUAAUUCCACGGGCGAAGCCUCAAAGGUAUCUAAUCCGACAACUGAGAUCCCUGCCCGUGAAGAGGUCCAAUGUGAGAGGCCACUAAGAAGUUCACAGCAAGUUCCAAUUCAUCCUGAGAAUCAAGAGCCUCAGAAUGUCAACCUAUCAGAUAUUGCAAAGGUGGAUAUUCUGCUACCUGAUGUCCAGCCUGAUGUGGAAGUUGCUUCGCAUUCAGUCACAAAUGAAGAAAAAGUUGAUGAACCAGCUGUUGUUGCUCCCGCAGCUGAAAUUAUGCCGCUGCAAGACAUCAACAAUGAAGAAAAUACUUCGUUGAAUGAUAUGGAACAGAGAUCCAAGGAAGAACCUCUUUCUACUGAAAGCCUUAAAAACAGCAAGAGGAGGUCUUCAUUCUCAAUUAAGCCAGAAUAUCCAGAAAAUGGCUCUAAAAAUUCUCCAGCUCUGCCCAGCUACAUGGCUGCAACACAGUCUGCAAAGGCAAAACUGCGGGGACAGAUUUCACCUAGACUAAGCUCUGAUUCAGCAGAGAAGAAUGGUUUCACUCGCCGUCACUCCCUCCCUUCCUCUAACAAUGGCAAGAUGAAUUCGCACUCUCCGGGUACACAAAGGCCUACCCAUGCUGGUGGCAAAGAUGCAGUGAAAAGCGACAAGUCUAUGUUGUCAUCAAGAGAUGCAAGUGAUAAACCUAUCAAAGCUGAGUGGAGACGCUGAAGAGGGCAUAUCAAACUCCAAAUCCUCCAUUUGAUUAGCACAGUUUCAGUGUAUGGUGUCUGCAAUUUGCUCCGAUUGUUUUGUUUGUUAUGUAAAAAUGUUCUCAUCAUCUGAGACGAUGAACCGGCUUUGUCAUGGUGAAUCUGGUGCUGGUUGACUUAUUUAUAGGGUUUUCUGUCCUGGCUUAUUAUGUACAGCUGAAGUGUUUCUCUGGUUUGUUUUUGAUUCCCCACCUUGAGACGAAGCACACCCUCCUGCUUGUUAUGAGAGCUGCUGAUGUUGGAGAUAACUUGGAUUGAGUUGAACAAUCUUUUCCCA
Phragmites australis (common reed) is the source of this 2251-nucleotide messenger RNA. RefSeq names its product protein IQ-DOMAIN 31-like. The record is from RefSeq and is a predicted model, not a curated record. Gene Ontology annotation, molecular function: protein binding. The transcript has 7 exons. Bases 200 to 1933 code for a protein of 577 amino acids. Lineage: Eukaryota; Viridiplantae; Streptophyta; Magnoliopsida; Poales; Poaceae.